Messenger RNA from Aphanomyces invadans, 1069 nucleotides. RefSeq lists its product as hypothetical. The coding region runs from base 583 to 1041 and encodes 152 amino acids. The transcript has a single exon. The record is from RefSeq and is a predicted model, not a curated record. Lineage: Eukaryota; Oomycota; Saprolegniomycetes; Saprolegniales; Verrucalvaceae.
UGUCACACACCGCACCUCUCUCUGCCGCGGCGUUUCUUCAUGAGGCCGCGGCCUUGCAAAAUACUCGUCACGAUGCAACAAUGAACGGUGGUUCUCCAUAUGCUCUGUACUCCUGGCAUGAGUUCAUUCGUCGAACAAAGUGAAUCGAUCAGCUUUUCUGUCGGUCGAACGGUUUGCCCGCGUCGAUACCAAAGUAGGAACAAAGACCCACUGCCUCUUCACUCUAACGACAGGGCAAUGGGGAUUCCGUCACUCGUCAUCGCUGUGCACUGGCAUGCAAUCUGGGGGUGGUGAUAUCAGCACCAGGGUCGACUCUGACAUCGUCCGACCAGCUCACUUGCUCGGUUCAAAUGUCAUUCAGCCGAGCGGCUUCGGACUCUUCCAUGCGUUCGAUACACCUCCAGUGCUCGAUCAUCUUCGCUGCACGCGCACCACAAAACACCACCAAGCCUACAUGGCACCGCGAGCGCAUCCGAUCUUGCGUCCGUUGUCGUGUCCGUUCGCCUGGAAACAUGAACUCGUCCGUGAUUGGGUGGAUGUUUCGAAGCCCACCGUUCAUCUCGGCAUUCGGCGGAAGCUACCAUGGACGCGCUCAAGAAACGCCGCACGGAAGCGGCCGUGGCAUCUGUACGAUCAAAGGCGAUGAAUAUUAGCGAAGCAGCCAAGGAGUUCCGGCUGCAUCGCAUGUAUAUCGCGCGUCGAUUGCGAGGAGAUGUCGCCAUGUAUUCGAUGCGAGGGUACAGUCGCUUGCUCACGCCGCAACAAGAACAAGUCGUGCUGGAUACCGUGCGCGCGAAGAUUCGACAACUUCAGCGAUGUCUGACGCCCACGGAAAUGGCUGACGUCAUGCGUGAAUGCGUCCAACCUAGCGAUGCUGCGCGCAAACUUCCCAAGAACUUUCCAUCCCAUCGACUCAUCCGCAGCUUUGUCGAGCGGCACAGAAAGAGUACAACGACACGAAAACCCCUUGCGGAUGGCAGCACGAAAGCACCCAUCAAAACCUCUUCGCCUUGGGCCCCAGAUCCAGUCAAAGCCAGUUGAAUUCACAUCUUUAACAUACAUACUCAGG